Messenger RNA from Limanda limanda (common dab), 2865 nucleotides. RefSeq names its product F-box only protein 41-like. The transcript is spliced from 16 exons. NCBI's taxonomy places the organism in Eukaryota, Metazoa, Chordata, Actinopteri, Pleuronectiformes, Pleuronectidae. The record is from RefSeq and is a predicted model, not a curated record. The coding region runs from base 1 to 2529 and encodes 842 amino acids. Gene Ontology annotation, molecular function: protein binding.
AUGUCUUCCUCCUCCUUCUCCACUUCCUCUUCCUCCUCCUCCUCCUCGGAGCUGCCCUACUUUUGUCCUCGAUGUGGCGACAAGUUUCGAUUUUCGUCUGUACCCGAGCUCCGGGCUCACCUGGUCAGCCAGCACACGUAUGAGACCCUGCUGGUGCUGUCCCAGGCUCGGGUCAGAAGCUCCAGACCGGGUGUCCUCCUCCCACUCCCCAGCCCUGCUGUAGCCCAAAGACAGAGCUUUUCUCUGGGUGUGGCCGCCCACAGCGUCCCCCUGCAGCUUGCCUGCCUGGAUCUGGCCUCGUCGUCGGCCUCCAUCAAACUGCUGAGGGAAAUGUUCACCUCCUCAGAUCUCGCUCCUCCUGCCGCCUCCACAGGACGUCCAGACGACCCCCUCACCGCCCUGGCCGUGCCCGGCACCCUGGAGCCGAUUCAUGGGAAGGAGCUUGGCGAGGUCCUGGAGUUCCGGCUCUCGGUGGGGAUUGGGCUGGAGGAGCGACUGGGACUGGGACUGAAGCUGGACCACAAAAUUGCCCAGACAUUCGCGGAGGUGGAGGAGAGGGUGAACCGCCGCAUGGGCCGAAUGAAGGUGGCGCUACAGACGAGGGAGGCGGAGCUAGAGAGGGAGAGGCAGGAAGGGGAACGACUGAGGAGUGAAAAGCAGGAAGUGGAGGAGAGGGCGGCGUACUUAUCCAGACAGGUCUCGGCUGCCGUGGAGAUGACGGAGCGAAUAAAGAAAGAUCUGCAGGGAAAAGAGAAGGAGCUGAACGAGCAACAACAAGACAUGGUCGACAUCGAACGUUUUCUGAGGGAGACGGCGGAGAAAGAAGCAGAGGCCAAAAGCAGACUGCAGAUGUUCAUCGAGUCGCUGCUGGAACGAGCCGACCGGGCAGAGAGACAGUUGCUGCAGCUCAGCUCACACAGGCAACGCAACCACUACACGCACCACAACGACAAAUACACACACACAGAUGUGUACGCAGACCCGUACACACUCGCAGAGGUUUACACACCUGCACCUGGGCGACGAGGACGCAGCCUGGACGGCAGCAGUGACAGCGUCAUCACAGACAAGAUGCAGGAUCCCAUCGGCAACCGGAGGAGUUACAGUGUGUCCGACUCCUGCAGACUUGACGAGCAGCCUCACAGCCUCCCUCACUACAGUCGUCUCUCAGGGGGGAUGCGGACCUCGUCGCUGGGUUUGGGGGGGUGGGACUGUGAGGGGGGGUCGUUCCAGCACCAACCCCGUCACUACCCCCCGCCCUGGACCCGACAAGAGAGAUUCUGGGUCGGGGAUGGAGGAGGUGAUAGAACGUGGAGCAACAGAAACCGUCGUCACCACAGCACUGAAGAAGAAGAGGAGGAGGAGGAGGAGGAGGAGGAGGAGGAGGAGGAGGAGGAGGAGGAGGAGGAUGAAGAGGAGCGAAGUUGGAGCAGCGCUGACAUGAGGAGGCUCGUAUUUGCCAGGACACACACACCUGGUUCAGACGUCCCCUCCUCCAUAGGCUCCACCCCUUCCCGUUGUCAUGCCGACAGACAGCUGGCGGCGGCCACCUUGAGGCUGAGAGCUGGCCUUUUCUGUGUCCUCCCAUAUUUGGACGUGCACUCGUUGCUGUGUGCGGCUGCGGUGUGCACUGAUUGGCGGUUCGUUGCCAGGCACCCGGCGGUUUGGACACGCCUCCGGCUGGAAAACGCCAGGGUGUCGCCCGAGUUCCUGAUCACCCUGUCUCAGUGGUGUACACAGACUCAGACGAUGGUUCUCCACUACCUGAGGCCACGGAGCAGACGAGCCAAUGAGACGCGAGACGAUUACCACAGGAGCACCAGGGGCAGUCUGGAGCCGGGGGUGGAGGCUCUGCUGCGGUCAGCAGGGGGCAGUCUACUCCACCUGUCUGUCUCUCAGUGUCCUCACAUCCUCACAGACCGGACGCUGUGGUUGGCCAGCUGCUACAGCCGCAACCUGCACACGCUCACAUACAGGAGUUCUUCAGAUCCUCUCUGCCAGGAGGUUCUCUGGGCCCUGGGCGCCGGCUGCAGGAACAUCAGCAGCCUGCAGGUGGCGCCAGCUGAGCCCUGCCAACAACCCACACGAUUUGGAAACCGUUGCUUGCAGACGAUUGGUCGAUGCUGGCCACACCUCUGCUCCCUCAGUGUGGGCGGGGCCGGCUGUGGGACCCAGGGAUUGGUUGCUGUUGUGCGAACCUGCGCUCACCUGCAGGUGUUGGAGUUGGAGUGCAUUACCGAUCUCAGCCUGCAGGUGGCGACGGAGCUGUGUGAAGCCGGACUGAAGAGUCUACAGACGCUGAUCCUGACACACACACCUGUCAGUGGUCAGGCCAUCCUGCACUUCCACAGCGUGUGUGAUAACCUCGGGUCCAUCUUGGUCGAGGUCUCAGCCUCAGAUUACUUCGAGGAGCCGGACACUGAAGAAGCUCAACACCUGUUUGGAGAAAUUCUCAGCACAUUGAAGGUUCUUCAGCAGCGUCCUGGACUGUGUGAGGUCCUGCAGGUUAAAGCUAAAGGAUUCUGCUGACCUCAACACACACACACACACACACUUUGUUCUUUUAUACCUGUGAGGACGUGUUCAGCCACAAACAGAAGCAGUUGAGACACAUCACUGUCUAAAUGCGUAACACAACUCUUAAUGCUCUUAAAUGUGUCACUAACACUUUUUCUCCAAACACAUUUACGUCGUUGUUGCACUUUUUAAAGAUCUUCUCCCUGAACUUAAACACUUCAUAUCCCUUAACCUUUGAUAACAAUUUCAAUUACAAUUAAACCCUCUUUAAUUCUUGUUUAACAAACUCAAAAUAACCCUUAAUCUCUCACUAGCUGUUAGUUUUACGUAUGCACCCUUUAAAACGAC